Messenger RNA from Xylaria bambusicola, 1460 nucleotides. RefSeq lists its product as uncharacterized. Gene Ontology annotation, molecular function: acyltransferase activity, transferring groups other than amino-acyl groups. NCBI's taxonomy places the organism in Eukaryota, Fungi, Ascomycota, Sordariomycetes, Xylariales, Xylariaceae. The record is from RefSeq and is a predicted model, not a curated record. The transcript has 3 exons. Bases 322 to 1335 code for a protein of 337 amino acids.
UUGAUUGCCAUUACUCAAAUCCUAUUUCGCGUUGAUCGCAUCAACAUCAAGAUUUUCGGCACAUCCACCACCCCGCCAUCCGCAAUCGGGCUCGUGGUUGUUUCUACAUAUAAUAAUACCCAGUCUGCGGGCGCAAAUUCUACUCCAGGGCCUUUUGCGGCUGUCUCGUGGCUGGCUCGCCCGUUGCAGUCUUUAGCGGGGGAGGGGUGCACUACAACCCCAUCAGCGCAACACGGCGUUCAAUAGCGGUUGGCCGUUUGACCGCGCCCACUUGCACACACCGUGACGCUUCCAGACUGGCUCGCCAGUCAUUAUGCCGGCAUGGCCCACGUGGUUCGCGAGCUAGAUCUAAAUGCCUAUUGCCGCCAUGAUACCAUAAUACAACGGGUGAGCGCAGUGCCUGGUCUGAAGACUAGUACUGCUUUCUUCAUCUUCUUGAGAGCCAACCUUGUCGCCAGCUCCUCUGGACUGUCAUCACCCAUGAUGGAUCCCAUUAUGGACCCGAUCUCCUCGACCACCUCGUCAUCACCACCAUCUUCACCCCUCGCAGUGGCUGACCCUUCCAUAAAAACUAUACCCGACGACAUACCUCCAUUGACGACGGGCAUCCUAGAGGUCCAAUCCCAAAAAGAGGAUGCCAUGCGCCUUAUUGCCGACUCCAUCGCGCAGCAACGCCAAACAUCAUCUUAUUAUCUAAUAUUUCAUCCCUUUCUUCUUCCGCCUUUGAUAGCGGUCUUGGCGGGCACGUACCGAUAUUCGUGGACGUACCGAGAGGAUUUCGGAACCUCACUAAUAACAGUAUGCGGUGUAAUCAUGACCUACCUUCUGGGAAUCCGGUACUGUACGGGAGGAUACAUCCAAGCGGCAGAAGAGCUCCGCUGGUCGUGGCUAAGCCCCUCCUCGUCUCCAGACCCGUCACCAUCGGAGCAGGACCUUAUCCUAGGCGUGCGCUUUGGCGAGCAGUUAAUCGGAGCUCUAGUUUUGCGUCUCGAGCCAUCGCCGUCGUCGACGCAUACAUCGGGCGGGGGCGGCAGACGCCGCUCUCGGACUUCGCUGCUUCGCGGAGGCCGCGGUGUUAUUCGCGCCUGGACGGUCAAACUGAAAUAUCGCGGCCAGGGUGUCGCUAGAGACCUAUUGCACGAAGCCGUGCGACUCACCCGCGAACGCUGCGGUCGUGAUGCUGAGGUCGGGUUUGCCGCCGAGCACGCGAACAGCAAAAUGAUUCUGCCGGAAGCGUUCAACACGCCGUUCAGGCGUAGCGAGCGCAAGGCUGCUAAAAGUCUCGAAAAAGUUUUAGCGGACUGGGAAGGCGCGAGGAGGAGGAGGAAGUUGUGAACUCGUGAAACCCAAGAACAAAAGCAAGAACAAACUAGCUCGAAAGGUACAGCAACAGUUCAGCACUUGUUGUUCAAAAAUCAAUCGAUGGUAAGGUGAGGCCUUAACGAUAAGACCAGUAUCAG